This is a messenger RNA of Ostrea edulis (European flat oyster), 1751 nucleotides long. Its product is annotated as neuronal acetylcholine receptor subunit alpha-10-like. Gene Ontology annotation, cellular component: membrane; synapse; neuron projection. Bases 67 to 1446 code for a protein of 459 amino acids. Gene Ontology annotation, molecular function: extracellular ligand-gated monoatomic ion channel activity; neurotransmitter receptor activity; transmembrane signaling receptor activity. Gene Ontology annotation, biological process: regulation of membrane potential; monoatomic ion transmembrane transport; nervous system process. The transcript has 8 exons. NCBI's taxonomy places the organism in Eukaryota, Metazoa, Mollusca, Bivalvia, Ostreida, Ostreidae. The record is from RefSeq and is a predicted model, not a curated record.
UCCCUGCGGUGUACCCCAUGACGAUUUAGUUUUUGUACAGUCACAAGUUGUUUUCUCUUCAUCAAUAUGUCGGUUAUUUGCAGUUGGAUUGCUUGUUUCAUUUCGUUCGUUGUUUUUCGUGUUGAUCUGCUGAAAGCAGACAUAUUUGUCCACGAACAAAACCUUCACAAUGAACUAAUGCAAAAUUACGUCCGGGUAGUUCGGCCUAUAACUGAUCUAAGUAACCCAGUCCAUGUACAACUCAUGUUCACAUUGAUGAGAGUGGAUGAACUCGAUGCAACUAAAGAAACGAUGACAUCAACAUUUAUGUUAUUCCAGUUUUGGAAAGACCCUCGCUUGUCCUGGGACACCACAAAGUACGGAAAUAUUACCUCCAUCCGAAUGCAAGAAGAUAGCAUUUGGCUGCCUGACAUAGAAAUAGAGAACUUAGCUCCAGGAUCAUCUUGGUCAUCUCGACCUUUACCUGUGAUCAGGUAUGAUGGAUCAAUAAUAUAUGUACCACAUAAAACAGCCGCCACGUAUUGUUCUAUGGACUUGACACUGUUUCCGUUCGAUACCCAAACAUGCAAGAUCACCUUCGUACCAUGGACUCACAAUUCACUUGAUAUGAAAUUAGGAUUGUACGGUUUCGACUAUAACGCAACAGGAGAAAUGGAAAUAAGUAUAGAGAACCAUCACGAUUUUCAGUGGGAAAUUUUGAGUGGAACAGCAGUUAUCAAAAGCUUGGUAUAUUCCUGCUGUCCAGAACAAUACCAGAAAUUUGAAGUGACGAUUAAGAUGAGGAGAAGAACGAACUUCUACCGUUAUGUCGUUAGUUGGCCAUCAGUUGUUGCCUGUUUUCUAGUGCCUUUUCUUUUCGCCAUACCUUCAAAUACGCCUCAGAAAAUUACUUAUGGUCUUGGACUGAUGGUGUUUGAAUCCCUAAUCAUUUUGAUUUUCGUCCAGACAAAUGCUUUUGAUCACAAAACAGUUCCAAACCUUGCUAUUUUCCACUUGAUUACUUUGAUUCUAACUUCAACGAGUCUUCUUCUUGCCACAUUCACUGUAUCGAUGUGUGAUAGUUCCGGGAAAAGGAAUCCAGUGCCUGCAUGGUUGCAAAGGCUUGCUUUAAAUGAUAGUUGUUUGCGAUGGGUGUUGUGUCUCGGACACUAUGGCCACACCUUCAAAUACUCCAAUGGAGGUGGAGGUCUUUUAGAAGACCCAGCGAUACACGAAUUUUCACAGAAUGUCCCGGAAAUGCAAACAAUGUCUGGAAACGACGUGAUGAGGGACUUAUCCGAGUCCGUCCGUAUGAUAACCGACAAGAUGACUUCUGACGAAGCUUCUGCUAAGGUCAUCCUGGACUGGAGAGAAGUGGGCAGACUGGUGGAUCGAGUUUUAGGAUGCAUUUGUUUUCUAACCGUUCUUAUCUUAUUGAUGUGGUCAAUACGUAUUUGGUCUGGUUGAUGCAAAGUCGGUGUAAAUCCUGAAAAUCUUAACCGAGUGCCAAUAGUUGUUGUACAGAACAUGCAUCUACGUGAAUAUGAUAUAAAAUCUAUCAUUUCUAUAUAUGUAGCUUUGAACUUCUUUAAAAUGCACAAAUGGAACUGUAUGCAGUAUUUGUGUUAAUCCGUACAAUUUAAAGGAUCAAAUUAUUAAAUCAGGAUUUCAGAUUGCCAUGCAUUAAUCAGAUUAAUGUUGAUGUUGUACAUCAGUGCAAAUUGAAAAUAAUACGAAUGUAGAUGUACUCAAAUAAAGUGAAUUUUCUCUUA